Molecule: messenger RNA, 2212 nt
Organism: Syngnathoides biaculeatus (alligator pipefish)
Lineage: Eukaryota; Metazoa; Chordata; Actinopteri; Syngnathiformes; Syngnathidae
Gene: tmem184a
Product: transmembrane protein 184a
Exons: 10
Coding region: 301-1548 (415 amino acids)
Biological process (GO): transport
Cellular component (GO): early endosome membrane
Molecular function (GO): transporter activity
Source: RefSeq, a predicted model, not a curated record
CUUAGAAGUGUGCUAUGGCCGUGGCGUCUCCUCGGGCUUUGAACGCAGCACGGUGACGACACACGCCGCGGUCACGUGACGCCUUCACCUGUUUUCCCAACCUGUUUAUCCCCUCGCUUGGGGCCUAGCAGACACAAACAAGGAAGUUCAAGCUGUCGCUCGGCCGGCUCAGAAUAAAUGACGCCUCGUGCGCUUGGUCGCCGACCCUGAAAGGCGAUUAAAUUCUGAUGUUGACCUGCUGACGCUCCUACCUCGUUUUUUUGUGGGCAGUAAACGGGAUAAAGUAGCCUCAGUGACAAGAUGAACAUCUCCGUGGGCGACAUGGACGCGUCGGCGGAGAACACUUCCAUCGUCCACCUGACCGCCCCCAUCCUCCCGGACGGGGCGGACGUCUCCAACAUGACCAUCAUUCGCACGGCCAACGGCACCAUCCUGCAGGACCGAAUAUUUCUGAGCACCAUGGCUGCUCGUGCCCUCUCCGGCAUCUUUGUCUGGGCCGCCUUGCUCAUCACGUGCCACCAGAUCUACACGCACCUGCGCUCAUACACGGUGCCCAACGAGCAGCGCUACAUCAUCCGCAUCCUCCUCAUCGUGCCAAUCUACGCCUUCGACUCUUGGCUCAGCCUGCUGUUCAUCACCAACAACCAGUACUACGUGUACUUCGACUCGGUUCGAGAUUGCUACGAGGCAUUCGUCAUUUAUAAUUUCCUGAGUCUGUCCUUUGAAUACCUGGGAGGAGAGAGCGCAAUCAUGUCCGAGAUUCGAGGGAAGCCUAUACAGUCAAGCUGCCUGUAUGGAACCUGCUGUCUGAGUGGAAUGAGUUACUCCAUUGGAUUUUUAAGAUUUUGCAAACAGGCUACUCUUCAGUUCUGCAUCGUCAAACCCAUCAUGGCGGCCAUAACCAUCAUCCUGCAGGCUUACGGCAAAUAUCACGAUGGGGAUUUUAACGUGAACGGGGGAUACUUGUACAUCACAAUCGUCUACAACUUCUCGGUCAGCCUGUCCCUCUACGCCCUCUUCCUCUUCUUCUUCGCCACCAGCGACCUGCUCAGGCCAUACGAGCCGGUGCUCAAGUUCCUCACCAUCAAGUCUGUCAUCUUCCUGUCCUUCUGGCAAGGCAUGGUCCUGGCCAUUCUGGAACGCUGCGCCGUCAUUCCCAUCGCGCUCUAUAUCGACGGACAAGAGGUCGGCGCCGGCACGGUGGCCGCCGGCUGGCAGAACUUCAUCAUCUGCAUUGAGAUGUUCUUUGCCGCCAUCGCCCUGCGAUAUGCCUUCACCUGCACGGUCUACCAGGAGAAGAAGAAUGACGUGCCACAGAUCUUCCCAUCCAUGCAAAGCAUCUCCAGCGGUCUGAAGGAGACCAUCAACCCAGGCGACAUGGUGCAGGACGCUAUCCACAACUUCUCCCCGGCCUACCAGCAAUACACGCAGCAGUCCACGCAAGAGGUGGUGCCGCCUUGCGCCAACGGGAAAGUCGCCUCCAACGCCAACAAGGUCUCCCGCAAGCCGGACAAAGUCGUGCUGAUCAUGUCCGAUGACGAGUUCUAAGAUGCCUGCUUCAGGUGCGUGCGUCCUCAUCGCCGCUUGCCUCCCCGCCCCCCGGGAAAGCGGAUGUACUGUAUCUCCGGGUGCAAACACUGGAUUGUAUUUUAUUUUCACCAGCACAGUGUCGAGCAGUGACUGCUUUGUACGAAUGCACAUUUGAAAGGAUGAACCAGUUUUUACUUGGCAACAUGAGAUUUUGCCUUUUUGGCCUUAUAAAAUUGAUCUUUGUGAAAUUAGACAAGCAAAAAGUAUGACUCCAGGAGUGUGGCAGCCACCCAGUAGGACUGCAUCUACCCCCCUUCAUUUUAAUUUUUUUUAAUUAUUAUUAUUAUUUUUUUUAAAUGAUUCAAGAAACGUGCAAGUUCCAGACAGACAUGCUGGUUUUGGAGCAGGUACUUCAAAAUGCACAAUAUUUUGCUGCAGAGGGUUUUUUUAUCUAUUGGCUGUGACUCCAUGUCACAGUGGGGAGUUGUAUUCAUUUGAAAUUGUCAACCAAGAUGGCGGGUUCUGUAGCAUCUGCACAAUUGUGAUUAUAUCUGGCAAAGCCUUUAAGUGUCAGGGUCACUAUUUAUAAUUCAUUUGAUUCUCUAUUGAAAUAUGUACAGAUUUGAUUGUACUGGAAUUCCAUUAUACACACAUCUCAAUAAAUUAUUAUAUUGUGGGAAAA